Messenger RNA from Vigna angularis (adzuki bean), 1053 nucleotides. RefSeq lists its product as uncharacterized. Lineage: Eukaryota; Viridiplantae; Streptophyta; Magnoliopsida; Fabales; Fabaceae. Bases 1 to 1053 code for a protein of 350 amino acids. The record is from RefSeq and is a predicted model, not a curated record. The transcript has 6 exons.
AUGCCGUCUUCGGUUCGUCUGCCAACGCCGGAGUUGCGACGACCCGCAAUCCGAACUGCCUGGCUGGGUGGAAGACGACGGACACCGGCGGCAUUGCGGCGGCACUGGAUGGAGGGAAAACGACAACGUCUAGGGGCGGAGGGUAUCCGGCGAGAGUUGUGGUGGUUGGUUCGAAGCCAUGAUAUUCAUAGAGUUCAUGCUAUUCACAUAGAUGAUUUGGAGAUAGAAACACAAUUAAAAAUUAUUAACAAACCCUCUGUUAAAAGCAUUCAAAGAAAACCUAGUUAUAAGUCAUUUGAAAAGAUAAAUACGAAGGAUUCAAAUGAAUUCAUAUUUGGACUUCAAGAAGAAAAAUGUCCAAAGGGAACAGUUCCCAUUCGAAGAACAACAAAAGACGAACUCAUUCAAGGAAAAUUAUCACUUUAUAAUCAAAACAUGCUUCAAAGUGUUCCCUGGGUUCAUAUUGCAGAAAUACAUGUUAAACCAGAAUUCAGUCCUUAUUAUAAAAUUAAUGGAACAAAUAGCCUUUAUAAUCCAAGACUCACGACGACGGUUCAAGAAAGUCUUUCCCAUGUAUUUGUUGAGAAUGGAGGAAAUAACAAAAUUUCUUUCGGGUGGCAUGUGUCUCCACUAAUGCACGGUGGUAAUAGUGCAACUUAUUUCUACUCAACAUGGACAGACCGAGAAACUCAAAAUUGGUGGCUGAAUCUCUUUGGGCAUGAAAUUGGAUAUUAUCCAGGGAGAUUAUUCUCAAACCUGACCUCGGCAGAGAGAGUGGGGUGGGGUGGGAGAACAGUUACACGUCCUAACAGUAUCAGUCCUCAAAUGGGAUCUGGAUAUUUUCCAGAAAAAAACAACUUUGUUCAUGCUUGUUACUUUAUAUAUGUCACCAUUCAAGAUCGAGGAAGAACAGAUUUUGGACCUGAAGAACACAUGACGGAGGCAGUAGUCGACAAACCUGAUUGUUUUAAUGCCGAAUACUAUGGAGAUCAAGGAGGAACUGUCGCACAUAAUCUCCAAUUUGGGGGACCCGGUGGCCAAUGUGGUGAUUGA